AUGCCAGUGCAAGCCUCAUUACCGCCUGUCGGCAACAUACGGUUCAUACCACUUUCUUACGAUCCAGACAAAUCACAGACCUCCGCCCUCCGAUUAGUGUUCGCCCUUCGCCCUGAGUGGAAGGGUGGUAAGAUUGAAUUCAUCCGUUUCACUGACGGUAUUACCAACACCCUGUUAAAAGUUGUCAAUAACGUACCUGGACAAACUGACCAAGAAAUCGACACCCAAGCUAUUCUCUUACGAGCCUAUGGUGAGGGAUCAGAUAUUAUCAUUGACAGAGAGAGGGAAGCACAGAAUCAUGAGGUGCUUAUGCAUCACAAACUAGCACCGCAGCUACUGGCCCGAUUCCAAAAUGGGAUGCUUUAUAAAUUUUUGCGGGGCACCGUCACAUCCCCCUCGGACUUACAGACCCGGGAUGUAGGUCUAGCUGUUGCAAGACGGCUAGGAGAAUGGCAUGCUGUGCUUCCCUGUAUACCAAACCCCGUAGAAAUUAUAUCAACUGAAGCCAUUGGCGAUCAAGAUGCAAAGAAUAGAACUUUGGCUACAAAUGGAAUUAAACUUGAAGUACAAGAUCCAGCUCAUAAUAUCGUUACAGGAAAUAUAGUGCCCAAUAUCUGGACUACUAUGCAGAAAUGGAUCUAUGCUUUGCCUGCGGAAACGAUUUCGGAAAAAAAUCGGCAAGAAACCCUAAGAAAUGAAAUGAAUCGCCUAGUUCCCGAAUUAAGCAACAGGCCAAGUCUUGGUGUAAAUGGUCUGGUAUUUGCCCACUGCGACCUAUUAAGUGGCAAUAUCAUUGUUGAGCCUCGUGCCGAAGACAUGGUAGAUGCACCGCUUACUGUAAACUUCAUCGACUACGAAUAUGCCACUCCUUCUCCCGCCGCCUUUGAUAUCGCAAAUCAUUUCGCCGAGUGGGGGGGUUUUGAAUGUGAUUACAGCAAACUGCCUACUAAGACUCAGCGAAAAGAGUUCAUCCGUCAGUACAUAAGCAGCUACGCGACACACAUAAAGUCAGGCAUCUCUCCGAUUGAUCAAGAGUUUGAAGCUGGGCGGCUUUUAGAAGAAGUUAACAUGUUUCGGGGAAUCCCAGGAUUUUAUUGGGGUAUUUGGGGGCUUAUUCAGGCUAAAAUUUCACGUAUAGACUUUGAUUAUUCUUCAUAUGCUGAGCUGAGACUUUGCGAAUACUGGGACUGGCGAUCAGAAAGUGACGGAUCUCGUGCAGCUCAAGGCAGAGAAAUUCCAUUGCGCGAAGCAAGGUGGGCCGAAGAAUGA
Messenger RNA from Blumeria graminis f. sp. triticale, 1269 nucleotides. The record is from the annotation of a GenBank genome assembly. NCBI's taxonomy places the organism in Eukaryota, Fungi, Ascomycota, Leotiomycetes, Helotiales, Erysiphaceae.